Molecule: messenger RNA, 3096 nt
Organism: Cydia pomonella (codling moth)
Lineage: Eukaryota; Metazoa; Arthropoda; Insecta; Lepidoptera; Tortricidae
Product: hemicentin-2-like
Exons: 18
Coding region: 224-2569 (781 amino acids)
Source: RefSeq, a predicted model, not a curated record
UCAAAUUAAUUGCCACCAUGUCUCGCGUAUAUUUCUACUGUGGUCUCAGGCUGAGGUGAGACCGUCAGACCGAGAUCAGUGCGCAUCGGUCGGUCACGGGGGGCGGUCGCGCUCCGUCGGUUAACUUUUGUCGGCUUUCGUGUUUGUGAACCACAUGUAGUGAAGUCCCCCAGUCUAAAAUGUGCGCGCGCGAUGCCGUAACCAAGAUGGCCGACUAGACAAAAUGGCGGACGUUUUCGGCAAGAUGGCGUGGGGUGUGCUGCUGUUUGCGGUGAUCCUGGAGACUGCUAUCGGAUCUGGACGGUUCUCCGACCCGAAACUUGAGGAAGAUUUGGUGUCCACGGUGGAGGUGGAGGCCGUGGUGGGGCGGAGCGCCUCCCUGCCCUGCGACAUAGAGCCGGACACCAACGAAGACCGCGUGUACAUGGUGCUGUGGUUCAGGCAUUCUGGGGGGAAGCCGUUAUACAGUUUCGACGUCCGCGGCCGCAGUUUCAACAAGGCCCUCCACUGGUCCGACCCCCUGGCUUUUGGUCGCCGGGCCUACUUCGUGACUAUGUCUCGACCAGCAUCACUGGUCGUUGACGCGGUGCAGCUGGACGACGAGGGUGUAUAUCGGUGUCGAGUCGACUUUAAGAACUCGCCGACGAGGAACUUUCAGAUUCGACUCACCGUCGUUGUGCCUCCACAUAAGCUGCUGCUGUACGACGAGCAGGGCCGCGACGUCGCCGGUGUGGUCGGCCCCUUAGAAGAGGGCGGAAACUUCACGCUUCUCUGCGAGCUUAGAGGGGGCCGCCCGCAACCCACCCUAACCUGGCUGAUCAACAACAAGCCAGUAGAAGACCACACCCUUCUCAAGAACGACGGGAAAGUCAUGGUUUCCCGCAUCACAGUCAGUGGUGCGGAGCGAAGCUGGCUGAACCACACUGUGCGGUGCCAAGCAGCUAACACUCCUUUACUGAGCCCGCAUGAAAGGGCGGCCAGGGUUGAAAUGCAUUUACGACCAACCUCAGUGGCCAUCACGGACAAACCGGGGCAGAUGUCUGCGGAUACAGAAGUUACUCUGGUCUGUGUCAGCCACGGCAGCAGGCCGCCGGCUCAAAUCACGUGGUUCAGGGAAAACAGGCGGUAUACUAGAGGAAAGCAUAACGACUUCUCCAACGACACGACGUCUGUCAGUCGGCUGACGAUCGUCCCGCAGCCGGAAGACGACGGCGCGAUCAUGCGCUGUCGCGCUGACAACGCCAUACUUCGUACAGCGUUGGAGGACUCCUUCAAAAUGAGCGUCGUUUAUAAGCCAGUAUUAGCUAUGUCGCUGGGAAGCACGUUGAAUGCGAACGACAUCAAGGAGGGAGACGACGUGUACUUCGAAUGCAACAUCAGGGCGAACCCGAAGGAACACCGCAUUUCGUGGUUCCAUAACGACCAGCAAAUAAACCAGAACAUGUCUUCCGGCGUCAUCUUCAGCACCAAGUCGCUCGUGCUACAAGGCGUCACGAGGAGAGACGGCGGGUUAUAUACUUGCAGCGCCGCCAACCAGAUAGGGGAGGCGACCAGCCAGGCGGUGUAUUUGAGGGUGCAAUACACGCCCGUCUGCGCACAGCUAUCGCCCCUCCUGAUUGGUGCUAGAUUAGACGAGCCCCUGCGCGUGCGCUGCACAGUGAGCGCAGACCCAGCUGAUGUCACGUUCUCCUGGCAGUUUAAUAACAGCGGGGAGAGUUUUCAGGUGUCGCCUGCCAGAUAUGUGUCUACAGGCGGCACAGCGAGCGAGCUGCGUUAUCGCGCAGCGAGCGAACGCGACUACGGCGCGCUGCUAUGUCGCGCGACAAACGCUGUCGGCCGACAGAAGAGGCCGUGUGUCUUCCAAAUUGUUCCAGCAGCACGCCCGUCUCCACCUCGCAAUUGCACGGCGAACAGAGUCCUCACGAGCGGGGAAGCGUUCCUAUCAGUGCGAUGCCUGGCCGGCUACGACGGGGGCCUUAGUCAAAGAUUCACGUUGGACGCUCUGGGGGACAGCAUUAGAACGCUGGCGAACACCACAGCGUCUAAUUUUGACUUGGUGGUAUGGCUGAACGUCAGCUGGUCCGCGUUAGAAGCUCUCACAGAAGACGAGAUCCUCGGCGUGGUGGCCAGAAACAGCAAGGGCGCUUCUGAACCGGCGCUGCUAAGGGAGCUGGUCUUCCGCGAUGCAGCCAAGAGGACUGAAGAGACUACGCCUCGCAUUGCGACGAGGUUUCCCGCGGCGGCGGCGCUUGCGGCGUUGGCUGCUCUCAUUACUGCCAUCAGUGCUAUUGUGGUGCUGGCUGUUCGCAGACGAAACGAGAACACAUCAAGCAGCAAGCGCCCCUCCCAAUCCGUAGUGCAAGUUGACGCACAAGGCAGGCGGUACCUUAUCGCGUACCCACCAGCGGACAAGCUGGAAACUAAACCUGACAUCUUGAACCCUAAGCCUGAAAGUGAGCCACCGCGCGUAGUCCUGGAAUCCAGCGACAACAAAAGCUACACGAUCAGGGAGCAGGAGGUGGCAUACGCAACGCCCACCACACACGACCAAAUGAUGCCGGAGAGAUAACAAAAGGAAUAGCGGCUCUUGUAAAUAUAAAUGAAAAUGUUUAUUGUAAAUUCCAAAUUGCCAAUUGUAAUUUAGGGGCUUUGGUAUGGUAUCGUUUUUAUGUAUCGUAUCGACAUGUGGAUCAUUUUAAUUAUAGUUUUUUUUUGUUAUUUCUUAGAAUCAUGAGCUCAUUCGAUCCUAAUAAGAGAGUAGGAGUGUCCCAAGAUUUUUAUUUCCAUUUCGUUACCAUUUUUCUUAGACUUUGUAUAUUGUUCCAUUUUUACAUUGAAUAAUGUACCUGAAUAUUUAUCGUUCUGUGUAGAAAGGUACCUGCAAGGUGUAACAAAAAUAAUGGGGAUUCGUUUAAGGAAAAUGUAUAAUAUUUAUAUACAUCGUUGUCGAAGUACCCUCAAUACAAGCCUUAUUAAGCGUACUGUGGGACUUAGUCAAUUUGUGUAAUAAUUUUAUAAUAUUUAUUAAUUAUUAUUUUUGAUAAUAUUUCAUAACCGAUUAUUCAAAAAUAGAAUAACUGUUUACGGUUAUUUAUU